AUGCAAACUCUUCUUAUGGGCACGCGGGCUCUUUACUUCCACCAGGGCACCAUAGGCAACUACCAGAUCGCUCCGCUAGACGACCAGACAACGCCAUACGCAGCAUACGCGAUCUAUCAGGACGGCGCUCCGUCCAGAAUACUUUUGUACAAUUCGGAAUACUACACUAAUGGCACACGCCCGUCCCAGACCUUCACGGUGAACGGACUGACCUCCUCCAGUGUCACCGCAAAGCGGCUAACAGCGCCCUACUCCACUUCUAGAGUCGACCAGGGCCAGGUUCCUACCGUUGCCGGCCAAACCUUUGCAAACGAAACAUGUGUGAUCCAGGGUGACGAAGUCAUAGAGACUAGCACCGUGUCUUCCGGUUCAGCCACAUUCACGCUCAGCGCCUCAGAAGCUUUGCUUGUCUAUCUCUAG
Aspergillus oryzae RIB40 is the source of this 420-nucleotide messenger RNA. Its product is annotated as glycosyl hydrolase family 79 C-terminal domain-containing protein. The transcript is spliced from 3 exons. Bases 1 to 420 code for a protein of 139 amino acids. The record is from RefSeq and is a predicted model, not a curated record. NCBI's taxonomy places the organism in Eukaryota, Fungi, Ascomycota, Eurotiomycetes, Eurotiales, Aspergillaceae.